CUAUUAACACUGUCCAGGCAGGCACCCUGGCUGGCUGGAGUUUCCCUCCCCUUGCCUGCCUCCCUGCCUGCCCGCCCGCCCGCCCGCCCUCCCCUUCUCUUCCCUCCCUCGCUCCCUCCCUCGCUCCCUCUCAUCAGCCCUUGCAGAUCAUCACUCGCCUCCCUCCCUCCCUCCCUCUCCUUCUCCCCUGCUUGUCCGCCUCCGCAUUUCCCUGCUGCAGCUUUGCUUUCCCCAUUCUCAUCCGAUUCUGUGCACACUCCCGUCGCUGUUGCUUGUCGUGAGUGUAUAGGACUUUUCUCCCAUCCCUGUGUACGCUCCACUGUACUAAGGGCUGUGCCAGGCCCGCAUUCUCCUUCUCUUCACCUCCUCUAAGCUCACUCGAGCGCCCUCUCUUCUUUCCUCUCCUCUCCCCUCCCCACCCGUCCCCUCCCAUCCCUGCCUCUCCAUCUCAUCCCCUCUCGGCCGGCGAGUCUGUAGUGUCAGGAAAGUGGUAGCGCUCGAGCGCUCGCCUGUUCGUUCGUUCGUUCUCCGCCCUGCCUGCAUUUUGCGAGCUCUGCAGCAUUUUGGCCUGGGCUUGCUUGCGUCGGGGCUGGACUGGACCCGAGUUCGUAUCAUCCCAGAGGGCUGGGUUGCGCUCGCUGUCCGGUCCGAACUAGUCGGCAUUGUCUCGGAUUUUUUCUCGGCAGGUUUGCUGUCUACCCCUCGACGGGGAAAUUGGAGCUGCAGCAGUUUAGCGCAGUGCAGGGAAUGUGCUGGGCUCUCUCGCCUCUGAAGCUCGUGUCGUCUAGUCCCACUCUGGCUCGACGCGAGCUCUCACUCUUCUCAUGAGCUCGUGCGCGGCGGAGCUCGAAGGUGGAAACUGCAGUUCUAGAGCGGUGGGCGUUCAGACGGGUUUCCUCUGCGCAUGUACAUGAAUUCAUCUGCACUGGAGCUCAUCUCGCGCUCUCGGUCGGUCUGCUCCAGCAGGUAGAGCGCGCAGGAGCGGGAGGGCGGCCGGGCGCACUCGGACAGUGGCAUUGGCAUUGGCAGUGGCAGUGGCAGGUUUGCGAUCGAGGGGCUCGGUAUGGCGUCCGGCAAGCGGAGGAAUUCAGAGAUCCUGUGGAGUAGUGUAGGUGUAGCUCUUUCGACCCUGGUGGUGCUGCUGGUUCUGGCGCCGGCAUUGGCCGCAGGAAACGAGAAUGCGCAGGAGCGCGCAUUCCCGGAAGCCAAUGGACGAUCCCCCGUAGUCAUCCAGCUGCACCCGAAGCACGCUGCCGGCAGAGUGCACACGCCGCUGCAGGCCACGGCGGUGGAGCUCGUGGACACGCGGGCGCCACAGAGGAAAUCCUCUUCGCUCGACAGGAAAUUGCUGGCGGGCAUCGAGAGGGAAGCAGAGCGCGAGGAGUCGCUUUCGCUGAUCGUGGAGAUGGUGCACAAGAGCCACCCGAAGGCGCCGACGCACAAGCGCCGACUGACGCAGCACGAGCACGUGCACGAGAGGAUCCUGGCGGACGCGAAGCGCGUGAAGGAGCUGAAGAAGGAGCUGCACGCGAAGAUCUCCAUGGGCGUGCCGGACCUGAGCGCCGUGGCGGACGCAGCCAAGUACGAUUUCCUGACGCCGGUGGUGUCGGGGUUCACGCUCGGAUCGGGGCAAUACUUCGUGGACUUCUACCUGGGCACGCCGCCGCAGAAGUUCUCGCUCAUCGCCGACACCGGCAGCGACCUGAUCUGGGUGCAGUGCCCGCCGUGCGUCUCGUGCUACUCGCAGAUCGGGCCCAUCUUCGCGCCCCAGGAUUCCUCGACCUACGCGCCGCUCUCGUGCGUGGCCGACGAGUGCCAGAUGAUCCCGGCGCCGCUCAACUUCACCUGCAGCGCCGAGGCGCCGGUCGAUUGCGCCUACGCCUACUCGUACGCCGACCAGUCCAUCACCGAGGGCGUGUUCUCGACCGACACCGCCACCAUGAACGUGAGCAAGGACGGCCAGACCGUGCGCAUCAGCAAUGUCGCCUUCGGCUGCGGCAACUUCAAUGUCGGCCCGUCGCUCAAGGGCGCAGGCGGGGUGAUCGGCCUGGGCCAGGGCCCGACGUCCUUCACGUCGCAGAUCGGCGCCUACUUCGGCAACAAAUUCUCCUACUGCCUGGUCGACUACCUCGACGCGACGAGCAUCACGAGCACGCUGGUGUUCGGCGAGGCGGGCAAGCGCGCCAAGGAGCAGGCGCAGUACACGCCCUUCGUGCAGAACCCGAAUUCGCCCACCUUCUACUACGUGGGCGUCAAGUGCGUGAGCGUGGGCGGGCGCGAGCUCGACAUCCACCCGCAGGUGUGGGAGAUCACGGAGCUCGGCGAUGGCGGCAGCAUCUUCGACUCGGGCACGUCGCUCACGGUGUUCCUGGAGCCGGCGUACCUGGUGAUCCUGAACGCGUUCCAGACGCACAUCUGCCCGACCUACACGCGCGUGCCGGCGCUGCAGGGCCUGGACCUGUGCUUCAGCACCGAGCGCUACGAGGACGACCCCUUCGCCAAGCUGCCAGCCUUCUCCGUCACAUUCCAGAAUGGCGCCGUCUUCAGCCCGCCGCCGCAGAAUGUGUACGUGGAGGUGGCCGAGAACACCAUGUGCCUGGCCAUGCAGGGCUCGUCGUCGCCCUUCGGCUUCAACAUCUUCGGCAACCUGAUCCAGCAGAAUUUCGAGGUCGCCUACGACCGCCAGAAGCAGCGCCUGGGAUUCGCGCCCGCCGACUGCUGAUCCCCCACCCCCCUAGGACCUCUUAUUAGCAGCAGCAGCGGCAGCCGCUUCAGCUCCGGCUCGAGCUCAAGCUCCAGCUCCAGCUCCAGCGCUUAAUCCAAGCACUCGACGGGUCUCCGGCGAUGGUCCGAGGCCCACUCUUAAUUCAACUUGAAAAUUGAACCCGGCCGGGGCCGACGGGCCGACGGCCCGAUCGCGCUCUCUCCUUCUGCUUCUUUUUCUCCAUCGCUCUCGCUCUCUCUCUUCCUCGCCCGGAGGAGGAGGAGGAUUCUCGGCUGGCGCUGGGCUUUUUGGGAGGGGGAUGGGGAUGGGGAGGGGUGGGGGAGGAGGAGGGCUUGUGUGUGCCGAUCGCUCUCUCCUGGCGCAGGAGAGCAUUGUGUCUCAGACAAGGGCCGUGGGCCAGCAUUUGCCCGACUGUGCUCCGGGGGGUGACCAGUGCCAGUGACAGUGAGUGAGAUUCACCGCGCACGCACGCACACGAAGCGAGCGGGCGGACAUCAGGCCGCAAUUUGCCAAGGUGUCCGUCCGCCCACCACCAUCAUAUGGAUUGUUACAUUUGUGAUUGUACAUUGAACUCUCAAUUCUUCCAGUGCUGACGUUCAUGGGGCUCCUUCGUGUCAAUAUGCGGGGAGAGCACGCUCGGUUCGAAUGGCGCUGUCCACCUUUGUUUGCUAUGAAUAAAAUUUCACCUGCAUGUUUGUGAUUGUUGUG
Marchantia polymorpha subsp. ruderalis is the source of this 3433-nucleotide messenger RNA. Lineage: Eukaryota; Viridiplantae; Streptophyta; Marchantiopsida; Marchantiales; Marchantiaceae. The record is from the annotation of a GenBank genome assembly.